Messenger RNA from Symbiodinium sp. CCMP2592, 324 nucleotides. NCBI's taxonomy places the organism in Eukaryota, Dinophyceae, Suessiales, Symbiodiniaceae. The record is from the annotation of a GenBank genome assembly.
AUGCAGGCUUCUCAGCCAGAGAGGAAGAGAAGGUCGCCGACUUGUCCGAUGGUCGCAUGGGAUGCCAGGCAGCCGUGCUCGCGCUUCCGUCUCCUGAGAAGACUUAUCCCGUUGUCGAGCGGCGCUGUGUCGUCGUCAUCGGCGGCGAGAGGUGCGAUGAAGAUGUGGCGGAGUUUGGAAGGAUCAGGCAGCUGGCGGGGGUUCCUGUCUUCGACACCGAGAUGGGACAUUGGCGCAAAGAUGACGUCGUCCCACCACUUGCCGACUCUGGCUCGCUUGAAAACCAAUGAGCACAGACGUCAGAUAAAACGAAAACUCGAUUGA